UACUUCCUUUAUGAUUAAGUAAUCUUGAUCCCCAUAACUCGAUAAAUAGGCAUGCAGAGUACCUGGAAGCAGCACAGCACUUUAAAGUUGCUUACAAAUAUCCAACAGAGCAAAUAGGCAGAAGUGAUAAAUACUUGUGAUAUGGCUGAAGUGAAGUUGCUUGGAGCAUGGGGAAGCCCGUUUAGUCGCAGAGUGGAGAUGGCUCUUAAAUUGAAAGGUGUUGAAUAUGAAUACAUAGAACAAGAUUUAGCUAAUAAGAGCCCUUUGCUUCUCAAAUACAACCCCAUUCACAAGAAAGUCCCUGUCCUCGUCCACAACGGAAAAGCAAUGGCAGAGUCGCUUGUUAUUCUUGAGUACAUAGAUGAAACUUGGAAGAGCAACCCCAUCUUGCCUGAAGAUCCUUAUGACAAAGCCAUGGCUCGAUUCUGGGCCAAAUUCAUUGACGAGAAGUGUAUGCCUGCAAUAUGGCAAAUCAUGUGGUCGAAAGAGAAUGAACGUGAGAAGGCCAUAGAAGAAGCAAUUCAGCACCUGAAAACUUUGGAAAAUGAGCUCAAAGACAAGAAAUUCUUUGGGGGAGAGAUGACACGACUAAAAGAUUGA
Messenger RNA from Populus euphratica (Euphrates poplar), 600 nucleotides. RefSeq names its product glutathione S-transferase U8-like. Bases 142 to 600 code for a protein of 152 amino acids. Gene Ontology annotation, molecular function: glutathione transferase activity. The transcript has 2 exons. Gene Ontology annotation, biological process: glutathione metabolic process. The record is from RefSeq and is a predicted model, not a curated record. Gene Ontology annotation, cellular component: cytoplasm. Lineage: Eukaryota; Viridiplantae; Streptophyta; Magnoliopsida; Malpighiales; Salicaceae.